GAAAGUUGUGUUUUGCAACGUUGGUCACGGUGGUCAACAAGUAGUUGUGAAGUGCGGCAGGUGACUUAUUUUUGUGUGUCUGAAUGCUAUAAAGGUGGAAAAGAGGUUUUAUAGCUUCAUAUAUCGUACAUAAGUGAGUGCUUUAUGAAACGUCAGCUGCAUUGGCACGAGAAAAUUUGGAUAUUGUGUAUUCAGCAGUUGUGUUUUGCUUUCUGCAGCUGGAGACAUUUCUUUGGUCAACCACAUACUAGCAAUAACUCAACUAUUCCGGGUUUCUGGCGUCUUUGUUAUAGUAUUAUAAAGAAUCUGAAACAUAUUACACAUAAUGGGGAAGCAUGAAGUGUGUGCCCCCAAAUAUAUUGCGAAGAAAAUAAAGGCGAAAGGCCUCCAGAAACUUCGUUUGUAUUGUCAGAUGUCCGAGAAGCAAUGCCAUGACGAGAAUGGUUUCAGGUGCCAUAUGACGUCAGAAUCACAUCAGCGACAACUUCUUCUAUUUGCUGAUAAUGCAGACAGGUACAUUAAUAAUUUUUCCAAAGAAUUUGAAAGAGAUUACCUGGAAGUACUAAAACAUGAGUUUGGUACAAAACGUGUUCAUGCAAAUCGUGUGUACCAGCACUAUAUCUCCGACCGUCAUCAUUUGCAUAUGACUUCUACAAAGUGGGAUACAUUGACAGACUUUGUGAAAUGGCUUGGAAGAGAAGGAAAGUGCAAGGUGGAUGAGGGUGAAGAAGGAUGGUUUGUACAGCAUGUAGACCGUGACCCAGAAACAACUGUCAUGCAAGAAGCUGUUUCCCGCAAGGAGAAGAUCGACAGAGACGACCAAGAGAUGAUGAUGGCCUUUACUGAAAAGCAAAUUGAGAAGGGGAAAGAAAGUCAAAGAAUGACACACCCAUAUUCAUGGAGUUUGUGCGACCAAGAGAGCAACAUAAAAUUGUUGUAAAUUUGAAGGUAGAAAGAAAAAGGGAUGAGGACAUGAAAAAUAAUAUUUUGGUGGCAAGUAAUGCAUUGAAGAAUGGUUCUUCAGCAGAAAACAAAAAAGACUCUAGAGAAUCUGGAAGAAGGAGAGGUGAAAAGAGGAAAUUAUCAGCCCUUGGUGAGAUCAUUAAAGAUGAAGAGAACGAGAGAGAACGUAUAAACAGAAAGGAUUACUGGUUGGUGGAAGGAAUUGUUGUGAAAGUGAUGGCAAAGUGUCUGGGUGACAAAUACCACAGGAAGAAAGGGGUUGUAGCUACAGUAUGCAUGUUAGAUAGUGGACACAAACUAAAACUAGACCAAGAACAUCUUGAAAUGGUGAUACCAGCAAUAGGGCGACCUGUGCGUGUUGUAAAUGGUGCUUAUCGUGUUUGCAGUGCCAUGCUUAGGGAACUGGAUCAGAAGAAAUUCUGUGUAACCAUUGAAAUAUCCUCAGGCCCUUUGAAGGGCAGAAUAGUUGACAAAGUUGAAUAUGCAGAUAUCUGUAAAUUAUAUAAUGUUGAUAUGUGAAUACAUUAUAACAUUAAUGUGACAUAUUCACAAGUUUAAAGACGGUUUGAUCCUGUAAGAAAUAAUAAGAACAAAGCAUAUAAAUUUAGCUACAGUACUCUUUGCAGUGAGAUAUUAAUUCUGUAAUUCAGUUAAUAAGCCAUCAUUGUAACGUCUCCAGUUAAUUAUGAAAUGUUACCAACGAGAAGUUUAA
Molecule: messenger RNA, 1675 nt
Organism: Cryptotermes secundus
Lineage: Eukaryota; Metazoa; Arthropoda; Insecta; Blattodea; Kalotermitidae
Product: DNA/RNA-binding protein KIN17
Exons: 1
Coding region: 326-940 (204 amino acids)
Biological process (GO): DNA damage response; DNA replication
Cellular component (GO): nucleus
Molecular function (GO): double-stranded DNA binding
Source: RefSeq, a predicted model, not a curated record